AGAAUUUCUCUUUGCCUUUGGAAGGCGGCUGGAGCACGUUGCCUGCCGCUCCUUGCUUCUGCACAAUGAACUCAAUCUAUUCAUGUUUCUUUGGUACCAACUGUGGCAACCCUCCUUGAAACAUACGCACAGCACACAACCCGUGACUCCGCCGCUUAGAAGUACGCCAAUAUGCCCGGAAACCUCGACCUCGUCGCCCUCGGCAACCCGCUGCUGGACAUGCAGAUCCGCAACGGUGAGUCGGUCCUCGAAAAGUACAACCUCAAAGCAAACGAUGCCAUCCUGGCCGAGGAGUCGCACAUGCCCAUCUACUCGCACAUCGUCGAAAACUUUGACGUCGUCUAUGUUGCGGGAGGUGCGGCGCAAAAUGCAGCUCGCUGUGCGCAGUACAUCCUCCCCGGCAACUCUACCGUUUACCUCGGAUGCGUCGGCAAGGACGACCUCGCCGAGCAGCUGCGAAAGGCAAACGAGAAGGAGGGCCUCAAGAGUUGCUACCAGGUUGUCGAGUCCGAACCGACAGGUAGCUGCGCUGUCGUCAUCACUGGGCACAACCGUUCCCUCGUCACUCGUCUCGGUGCAGCGGAGAAAUUCUCACCCUCGCACCUUGCCACUGCGGAAGUACAGAAGCUGGUUGAGGGCGCCAAGAUGUUCUACCUCGGCGGCUUCUUCCUCACGCACGGUAUCGAGAGCGCGCUCAUCAUUGCCAAGGCGGCUUCGAAGCAGGGUGUUCCCUUCACGAUGAACCUUUCUGCGCCGUUCAUCCCGCAGUUUUUCAAGGACCAGGUCGACCAGGUACUACCAUACGCAUCUGUAGUCGUUGGCAACGAGAGCGAGUUUGAAGCGUACGCAGCGUCGCACUCGCUCGCGGACCCGAAGGACCUGAAGGCGAUCGCCCAGCACAUCGCCGACCUGCCGGCAACCUUUGGCAGCCUCCAGCAGAAGCGUUACGUCGUCUGCACGAACGGCGCCCAGCCCACCAUUCUCGCUGUGCAGGGCGAGAGUAGCCAAAAGGAGAUCCCAACCGCCCAGGUGCCCGACAGCGAGAUUGUUGACACGAACGGCGCUGGUGACGCUUUCGCGGGCGGUGUCCUCGGCGCCCUGCUGCUCGGCAAGACCAUCGAGCAGGCUGUCGAGGUCGGUCAGAAGCUCGGCCGCAUGUGCAUCGGUCAGGUCGGUCCGAUGCUCAAGUUCCCCAAGGAGCAGAUCGUCUAAACAUACGAUGCACCAUGUUCCUUUAAUCAUCAUCAUCAUCACCAUCAUCCUUUCCCCUCCGGCAUUCCAUCUUGUAAAAGGGUUCAACCUCCAUACCCAUCAUUCGGUCCGUUCCUUCUCUCACUCAAACAUUAGCAGCCAGUAACACUUGUCGUAGCAUACACCUUACGCAGAUCACUAGUAUUUAGACCAGGGCCGCGCCAGGAGAAGGAGAUGGGCGCAAAGCUAAGGCAUACACUUUCAACAAGCAUGCAUCCAAGUUUUUGUUUCUAACUUGACGGGUCAAGCUUGAGCGAGAAAUCAACGUGCUUGGUCGAU
Tilletiaria anomala UBC 951 is the source of this 1530-nucleotide messenger RNA. RefSeq names its product Ribokinase-like protein. The transcript has 2 exons. Lineage: Eukaryota; Fungi; Basidiomycota; Exobasidiomycetes; Georgefischeriales; Tilletiariaceae. Gene Ontology annotation, molecular function: adenosine kinase activity. Gene Ontology annotation, cellular component: nucleus; cytosol. The record is from RefSeq and is a predicted model, not a curated record. Gene Ontology annotation, biological process: purine ribonucleoside salvage. Bases 172 to 1212 code for a protein of 346 amino acids.